GGAAAUAUGCCAAGGCGACGACAGAUUCAGAUGUUAUGAGCUGUGGUUCACGAUGAUUAAUCAAAGAAAGAGUUGAUAGCGACAGUGGUUACGGAUACAAUUUGAAAGAGGUGCCGAUUUCGUCUUGCGGAAAAAAAGGUAUUAAAUGGCGACAUUACUUGAAUUUAUUCGAGAACAAUGUGUUCUUGCAGUUUUAGAAAGUGCACAGUCAAAAGAGCGCCCAUGGAUCAGAUUGAACAGUUUUGAGCUUACAAGACUACCAGAGAGGCUUUUUGGUAUAAAAAAUAUAGUGGGGCUAUUCCUUAAUGAUAAUAAAUUAAAUACAUUACCAACAGAACUACUUCAGCUUCAAACUUUGGAAUAUUUAGCAGUGGACAACAACAAUUUAUCAAAAUUGCCAUCACCCCUAAAUAAUCUGACAAAUAUUAUUUUUCUCAAUCUAAGCUAUAAUCCCAUGAAGCAUCUUACAGCAGAGAUAGGGAAUCUGAAGAACCUUGAAGUCUUGUGGAUUAACCACAUGGGCCUGGUAGCUUUGCCACCAGAAAUAAGAAAUCUUCAAGUGCUGAACACUUUUGGAAUAAGAGGGAAUCUUCUGAUGCAGCUACCAGAAGAGAUUGGCUACUUAGGUUCACUUAGGUGGCUCACUGUUGAAAAUAAUCAAGUAUCUGAAGUUCCAGAAAGUUUUAGCCAGCUGGAAAAUCUCAUUCAUUUCAAUAUAAGUAAAAACAACAUCCACAAAAUUCCUACAGUGAUAGCAGAGAUGAAGUUGCUGCAGUACUGCUACUUGAGAGAUAAUUUUAUUGAAGAAAUUCCUGUAGAAUUAAUGAAAAAUAUGAAACAUAUCAAAAAGCUAGAUGUGACAGGAAACCCUCUUUCUUCACUUCCUUCAGAAAUAGAGAAAUUCCCAAAUCUAUGGGCUACUAAAACUGAUAUUAUGAAUUCAGAAGACUUAAACCAAGCUUCAGAAAGUGAAUCAGAAGACUGGGAGAACUCUGUUGCAUCUAGUGAAAUUGAUAGUACAGAUGCCAGUCAUAAUGAUGAAGAGACUGAUGAUGAAGACCAAUAUGAACCAGCUGCUUUUAUAACCGAGACAUUACCUGGGUUGUGCAAAUUUCUUGGCUCAGGAAUCUAAGGUACAAUAUGUUAUAUUUCCUGUAAGCAUGCAUAUGCCAUUAAUGUCUGAAUAUCAGUUAUAUGACUGGAAAAAAGCUUGUAAAAUAAGUUUUCAAUUUGAAAGACAAAGUGGAAGUUACAAUUAAGUACUGAGUCUCAACUAAGUGUGGGAUACAUCUGUGAAAAACAUUUAGUACCAUGUAUCAAUUUUUGAGUACUACGGUGGAUGAACAGCAACAUGAUUAUUAGCUACUAAGUUAGUUUAGAUUGAAAUAUUCCAUGUAACAUAUUUGGCAAGAUCUGGAUUAAUGUAGUUUUUAAUUUAAGUAUUAAAUAACCUUGUGGAUGAAAAUUA
Molecule: messenger RNA, 1468 nt
Organism: Schistocerca cancellata (South American locust)
Lineage: Eukaryota; Metazoa; Arthropoda; Insecta; Orthoptera; Acrididae
Product: leucine-rich repeat-containing protein 10-like
Exons: 5
Coding region: 146-1132 (328 amino acids)
Source: RefSeq, a predicted model, not a curated record